AUGUUUAUCGCGGUUGGACCAACAGCUUUCACGUGUGGUGGUUUGAUCGCACUCGGCACACAAGCCAAGUCCGCUCUUCCAGAUGACUUCCUCAGCACCCCCAGCAUCCCCGCCGGCGAACUCUGGUCCGGCAUGUCAGUAGCAGCCGGGCUCUUCAUCUGGCUCAUGGCGAUCUGGUUCUCAGCCCUAUCAACGAUAUCAGUCCUCCGCGCCGCUCGAAGAAUGGAGUUUAGUUUGUCAUGGUGGGCGCUUGUAUUCCCUAACGUCGGGCUGGCUCUUGCGAGUAUCAACGUUGGAAACACUCUGUCAUCGAGGGGGAUUAAGAUUUUUGGAUCGGCGUUAACGGUUGUGUUGGUUAUUGUGUGGUUCAUCUGUGCGGCGUUCCAUAUUCGAGCUAUCAUCAGGAGGGAUUUACUUGCUGUUGGGAAGGAUCUGGAUGUUGAGCAUGUUAACAAACAGCACGAUAUCAAGGCUGAGAAGCAAAGGGACUAG
Messenger RNA from Fusarium musae, 492 nucleotides. RefSeq lists its product as uncharacterized. The record is from RefSeq and is a predicted model, not a curated record. Gene Ontology annotation, biological process: malate transmembrane transport. NCBI's taxonomy places the organism in Eukaryota, Fungi, Ascomycota, Sordariomycetes, Hypocreales, Nectriaceae. The coding region runs from base 1 to 492 and encodes 163 amino acids. Gene Ontology annotation, molecular function: malate transmembrane transporter activity. The transcript is spliced from 2 exons. Gene Ontology annotation, cellular component: membrane.